This is a messenger RNA of Ichthyophthirius multifiliis, 291 nucleotides long. RefSeq lists its product as hypothetical. Gene Ontology annotation, biological process: regulation of DNA-templated transcription. NCBI's taxonomy places the organism in Eukaryota, Ciliophora, Oligohymenophorea, Hymenostomatida. The record is from RefSeq and is a predicted model, not a curated record. Gene Ontology annotation, cellular component: nucleus. The transcript has a single exon.
AUGGCAGUAAAUGACGCAAAAAAUAGAAAUCCGAAUGCCUUUAAUAUCAAAUUUUAAAUUAUUGAAGAAAAAUAAGACGAUAAAAUUGUAAUACAUAAAAAAGGAUGUACUUGUAAAAAAUCUAAUUGUUUAAAAAAAUAUUGUGAAUGCUUUAAUGCAGGAGUACUAUGUAAUUAAAAUUGUGUAUGCGAUAGUUGUAAAAAUAUGCAAAAAGAAGAAAAUAAUUAAUAAUAAAAUAGAUCUGAAAUAAAUGUAUAAAAUAUUGAAGAUUCUAUUAAAUAAUAAGAAUGA